This is a messenger RNA of Closterium sp. NIES-67, 3247 nucleotides long. The record is from the annotation of a GenBank genome assembly. Lineage: Eukaryota; Viridiplantae; Streptophyta; Zygnematophyceae; Desmidiales; Closteriaceae.
GACUCUUAUCGAGUGCUGCAAUUUUUGCCUCAGACGACAGGUCACAAUAGAUUCCACCUCCCAGCACUAGGUCACAUCGACGAACGGAUUGGAGUAAUUCUCGACUUAGCGUUACGACAUACCUCUGCUCGUCUCGCCAGUGCAUGAUGCGUUCGCCUGCGCGUUAGGUGGUUCAGCCUGCAAAGCUCCCAGUGUUAUCUCCUCUCGCCGACUGCCGCAUUCGCGCUGUAAGGCACCCCCCCUACCCGCACCAGCAUCCGAUUCCCCCACAGCCUCGGGAGCGGUUCCACCUUUCCUGCAUUGCGUGCGUGCGUCCGCACUCCGCCUCUCGUCCUCCCUCCAGUGCCUAGCUUUCCGCGCGGCGUCGCAUCAUUAGCGCCACCUAAGCCCGCAGUUUCCAAAUCCAUAAUAGCCGGAGAGAACGCACUCCAGUAGGUCAAGCCGUUUACUGCCCGCCCACCACAGCGCCAUGAAUCGCGUGAGGCUAAGGCGUUCGUCGCCGUCGAUCGCGCGCAGCGCAGCAGCAUGGAGCGCCAUGACGCUCGUCGCCUUAGCUCUCGUUGCGCUACUCUUCCCCCUCACGACUUUCGCCGCUGAUGAUUCCGCGCUCUACGUGGUGCAGCUGCGCUCCGCGCCGUCCGUCGCUGAGUACACGGGUGGCAUCGCGGGAUACCCAGCCACCGCCGCCGUCGCGCGCUUCUUCAAUGCCGCGGGCCGCCUCUUCCGCCGUCGCCCGCGGAUCAACUUCCGCGGAAGCGCCGUGCGCGCGUUCCAGCAGUUUCUGAAGAGGCAGCAGGAGCAGGUGGCGCGGGACGUGAGCCUGGCGGCGAACAAGCUGCUGUACAGCUACACGCACGUGUCGAACGGCUUCGCGGCGUCGCUGACCGCCAUGCAGGCGCGGCAGCUGGAGCGGCACCCCGACGUCCUCAGCGUGACGCGCAGCAGAGUCAUCCGCCGCUUCACGUCCGCCUCGCCCGCGUUCCUGCAGCUGCCGCCGUCGCUGUGGGCCGCGGCGGGCGGGCAGAGUAGCGCCGGGGAGGACGUGGUGGUGGGGAUUAUAGACACCGGCAUCUGGCCCGAACACAAAUCCUUCGCCAACGACUCCGCGCACGUGUACGGCAAGCCCCCCGCGCGGUGGGCGGGCGGGUGCACGGUGACGAGCGACUUCCCCGCGACGGCGUGCAACGGCAAGAUCGUGGGCGCGCGCGCGUACUACUCGGGGUUCAAGCGCGAGAACCGCAACCGCCUCGACUCGUCCGCCAACUACGUGUCGCCUAGGGACGACGACGGCCACGGCACGUGGUGUGCGGGGGCGGCAGCGGGGAACGGCGGGCUGGUGUUGGGCAACAGUCUGGGCACAGCGAGCGGCAUGGCGCCGCGCGCGCGCAUAGCGGUGUACAAGGUGUUUUGGAACGACGGGCAGUACGUGUGGGCCACGGACGCCGACAUCAACGCCGCCAUCAACCAGGCCGUGGCGGACGGGGUUGACGUGCUGAGCCUGUCGCUGGGCGCCGAGGACCCCACCGCCACCUACUUCAGCGACCUGCCAUACCUCAACGCCGUUGCUGCAGGAGUGGUGGUGGCCUUUGCGGCGGGCAAUGCGGGGACGCCAUGGCAGGGGGGUAGCAAGUACCGCACUGUGGAUAACUUUGCCCCGUGGUACAUCACCGUGGGCGCCAGCACCAUCAGCCGAGGAUACUCCAUGACAGCCAAAUCCGUCACCUUAUCCUCCUCCUCCUCUUCCUCCUCAUCCGUUGCCAUCCGGUCGGCGUCAGCGGCAGCAAAGGAGACCUCUUCUCAGAACACCACUGCCACCGAGACGCCUCCUGCUGCUGCAACUGCUGCCACAGCCAGCAGCAGCAGCGGCAGGGGGAAUGCUAGUGCGGGAGUGGCAACGGUGCAUGAGAGCAUGGCGUCGGUGCGCGCCUUCAUGUCGGGCUCUCUCACCACUGCGGCCACUCGCUCCACUCCCGAGGCCCCGCUCAUUGCGUCCUUCUCCUCCACGGGCCCCCUUGUCCCCCCCUCCGCCAACCCCGCGGCCCCCAAGCCCACCAACGACAUCCUCAAGCCCGACAUCAUCGCGCCGGGCGUGGAGCUGUGGAGCGCAGGCCCGGGGCAGUACCUGGGCGACCCCAACAGCUACUUCACGCCGCUCUCGGGCACCUCCAUGGCCACGCCGCACGUGGCGGGCGUCGCUGCGCUUCUGGUGCAGCGGUACCCCGCGUGGACGCCCGCCAUGGUCAUGUCCGCCAUCAUGACGUCAGCGGCUGUCAGCAACAACAAGGGUUUUGGCAUCCGCGACUCGUCCAGUGAGUUUGCGUCGCCGUGGCAGAUGGGCGCGGGCCACGUCAACCCCACGGGGCUGCUGGACGUGGGGCUGGUGUACGAUGCGGACGCGCUGGACUUCAAGAACUUCCUGGCGGGGCAAAACUCCGCCAAGGCCAAGGCGGCAUUCAAGGGCGUGGCGCUCAAGGCCAUGAAGGCAUACAACCUCAACCGCCCCGCCAUCUCCGUCACCCGCUUCGUGGGGACCGUGGUGGUGACGCGCGAGGUGACCAACGUGGGCAAUGCCACGAGCAACUACAAGGCGGACCUGGUGGUGCCGGACGGGGUGAAGGUGACCGUCAAGCCGAGCGCCUUCAGCAUCGGCCCCAACGCCACGGUGCCCUUCAACGUGACCAUUGUGGCGAACCGCACGGGCAGCACCGCCUUCUCGUACGGCAGCCUCACCUGGCGCGACGAGUGGGGGCACGCCGUGCGUUCCGUGCUCGUGGUGCAGCCGCUCAAGCUCAAGUGACACAGCCUCACCCUCACCUCACGGCACGGCGCAAGGCUGUGAGGGAUAGCACUCUCACGUCUUGCAUGUGGGCAGAUGAGAGGUGUGGCUGUGGGCAGCGCAGCUGCAGUCCCUCGCAGCGCAUGGCGCGUGAGGGUCAGUGCGCUGCUGACAGGCGCCUCAGCGACUCGCUGAUGUGCCAUGUGUUUCGACUCAGGCCUCAGGAUAUCAGGGUAAAAUACCCUUAGGGCCCUUAUAUUAAGGCUGGGGUGGGUGUUGGACCCAGGGCACAUGUUAGCAGGGUGAUUUACCCUGUUCACUCUGAUUUUCAGGGUGCUCGGAGCAUGCUGGUCGGAUAUUUCAGAGUAUGAUUUUUUUUUUAUUUUUUUUUAACUCUUACGCUUUCAGAGUACACUUUUGUAACGCCCUGUAAAUUAUAGAGUGCCUUUGUUUCCCGCCCUGACUGGAAAG